CAACAACAGUGAAAUAAAUCUGUACAUUUUGCAGAGGCAACUUUAUUAAAAUUCGAAUAAAAUGUGUUUAGUUUUGAUGCAUCCUGCGGCAGGCGGCAUUACCCCCACCCCCUGCUGCUGCUGCUGCUGCUGCUGAACCCCACCACUCACACAUGUUGAAAGUCGGGCUCAGAGCGUGUCUGUGUGCUGUUCGUGUUCGCGGAGCAUAUGGUUGUGUUUGUGCCUGAAGAAGAAGCAGAAGCGGCAGCGGCUUGCGGAAAAAUCUGCUGCAUAAGCGCGGACUUGGGAGGAAAAAGGAGCGAAGAAAUCAAGGUGCACGAAGCGGAAGAAGGCGAAACAGAAGAAGGAGAAGGUACAGCGGAAAACUCCAAGGUUUGAAACAACAACUACAACGACAGCCGAGAAGUGGUGAGGUGGAAAACACGGGACGGGGGAGGAGGUGCUGAGGCAAAGAAGAAGCUAUAAACGAUAUCAAAGCCAAUAGGAAGGAAACGCACACAAAGAAAAACCCAAAGACAAAGUCUUCGUCGAGUCUAAAAGAGAGAGAGGAAGAGAGAGCGCCAAGAACGAAGAACGGAGAACGAAGAACGGAGCGUUGUGAAGAGCGUGCUAAACGGGAAGAGAAGAGAAGGAAAGAGAAAAAAGAAAGACGAAGAUAGAGACGGGAGACAGCUGCUGGCGGUCAGCGACUACGUUGGACAAGACGUCGUUGAAAAGAAAAUAUUGCGCAUACGCCGCGUGAACCGAAGGCAAAGAACAACAAGCCGUCCCGCGCUCCUCUUGAGAACCGUUCAAAAAGGAUAGCAAGAAAGCCAGCUCAGAGAGGGGAGUAGAAGGAGUAGAAGGAGGAGUGAGAGAAGAAGCAGGAACAGGAAAAGGAUCAGAAGAAAGUAGUAGAAGGAACAGGAGCUGGAAGGAGCCAAAAAGGUUGCAGGAGCAGGAUCAGGAGCAGCAGACCCGAGGAGUGAAUCACACUGGAGGGCAGUGUGACAGAGAAACAAAUUUCAAACUGCAGCCGUCUAUAAAUCCAGCUUCACGACGUCGUCUUGCAAACGGCUGAAAAUGGAGAAGACUCCCCGGUACACGCAGCGGGAGCGUAAUAUGGUGCUGAGCUAUGCCGCCCAGUACAAGGAUGUGAUUGAGAACAAACGCACCGAUGCCGAGUCCAAUCGCAAAAAGGACGAGGUCUGGCUACAGAUCGCCAAGGACUUCAAUUCGCGGGUGUAUCAUCAGCGCAGCGCCAAGCAGCUCCGUCAGCUAUACAAGAACAUGAAGCUGCUGCUCAAGAAGGAUCUGUGCGGCGAGGAUAAAAGCAAUCACUCCUUCAUGGAUCUCCUCAAUACGCUCUCGCAGCAGGAGUCUGUGGCCCAGUAUAUAGCGGAGCAGCUGUCGCCGGAGGGAGCGGGCGGUGGUGGGAGCAAGCAGGGAGGACAUGGCAAUGGCGGUGGCCAAGGGAAUGGACAUCAUGGCGAUGACUAUGAUGACUCCAAAGUGGGGCUUUACGUCGAGGGCAUGGACACGGAUGUGAUCGUCAUCAAAUCGGAGACAAUUAGCGACAACGAGCAGACGGAUAAUGGCAUGGAUUGCCUGGAUGACGACGAUGAUGAUGAUUGCAUGAGUCCCAAGGCGCCGGAGGUAUGCCUGGAGGAGGAGGACGAUGUCCUCUUUCCCACAGAUCUCCGUCAGUUGCAGCAGCAGGUAGCCACCGGUCCCGGUGGAGUUAACUCCUCUUCCGCCUCCUCAUCUCUGCUGCCCGGUAAUAAUAACAACAAUGGUGGACUGACUGAUCCCCUUCGCCGUGCCGCCGCCAGUUCACCGGUGUGCUCAACAAAGACCUCGGUUAGCUCCAGCGGCAGUUAUGUAUCAUCAACGCCCAAACCGGACAUUUCCAUCCAGACGGUGGGACACAUACGAGUGGGUAGCUUUGCCAACAUUAAUAAGACGCUGCAGAACGGCAGUGCCGGUGGUGGUGGUGGUGGUGGCUCCUCCAGUGCAACAGGGAUCUCGUCCAGCAAUGGUAUUGGCGGUACCAAUGGCACUGCCGGCACCGUACUUCCCCUGACAGCGGAACAAGUCCAGCAGCAUACCCUGCUCAACGGUCUCGGCCUCUCCGCCGUGAAUCCACCGCAGUCGCUGCAGGCUGCCAUCAAUGCUGCCACAGCCUUUGUGUCUGCCACCUCAUCUUCGGUGGGAACUACUGGAAAUCGUCGGACACCGCCCACGCUCCAACUGCCGCGACUUCAGCGGGGUAACAACAACAAUAAUAGCAACGCCAGCAACGCUGGCAAUGGCAACACAAACAACUCUUCCGGUUUGCAUAGCAAUGCCAAUGGAGUGCAGCUCCUGCUCAAUGGGAAUCAUCAUCAGCAGCAGCAGCAGCAACAGCAGCAGUCGCAAUCGCAUCACCAUCCUCAUCAUCCACACCUGUCGCGGGACAAGACAGGCGGCGUGGCCAUUGGGGCAGCGGGCAGUUUCAAUGGCUACAAUGGACUGGCGGUGGCGGUGCCCUGUGGCAACCUGAAUACCAGCAGUGGAGCAGGUAGUGGAAGCGGCAGCGGAGUCAGCAGUGCCAACAGCAGCGGCAUUGGCGUUGGCCUUGGCAUUGGCGUGGGAAACAAUACUGUAGUCAGUGGAGAAGGAAGCAGCAGCAGCGGCGGUCGAGGAGUGAAGAGACCGCAUCAGGAGUUAAUGGAUUCGCUGAAGAUUGAGGAGGCACAACGGAAAAUAGAUCUGCUUAAUGCCCAGACCGAUUACUGGCUAACGCUGACGCGCAAGAUCAACAGCCAGGAGGGAGCAGGACAUUUCCCGAAUCCAGCGUGUCCGUGUCACUUUCCGGGUGCCAGUUUUCUAUCCCCAGCGGUGGUCCAAGCAGCCGCCGCUGCUGCCGCCAGUGCCUCGUCGUCCUCCUCCGUCGCCGUCACCGCAUCCGCCAAUGUUAAGCCAACGCAGGACAAUGGCAGCUAGUCCGCAGCGAA
Messenger RNA from Drosophila serrata, 2975 nucleotides. RefSeq lists its product as uncharacterized. NCBI's taxonomy places the organism in Eukaryota, Metazoa, Arthropoda, Insecta, Diptera, Drosophilidae. The record is from RefSeq and is a predicted model, not a curated record.